GCGCAGGGCCCAGGAGGCGGAGACGUUGGCGGCGGCAGCGGCCGCGGCGCACGGGGGCAGCCGAAAGGGGAGGCUUGGCCAUGAACUGGACCGGCACGGCGGCGGCGGACUUGGCAGGGGUCUCCUCGAUGCGUCCCGGCUGCUAACGGGACAGAUCUUGACAUUAUGGCAGGAAGGCAUCCGAAUCGUAGUUUUCCUCUUCCAGGAGCUCAUUCAAGUGGUCAAGUCCAUACAUUUGGAAAUUGUACAGACAGCGAUGUGUUGGAGGAGGAUGCUGAAGUGUAUGAGCUUCGAUCCAGGGGAAAAGAGAAAAUCCGAAGAAGUACAUCAAGAGAUAGACUUGAUGACAUUAUAGUAUUAACAAAAGAUAUACAGGAAGGAGAUACUUUAAAUGCAAUAGCCCUUCAGUACUGUUGUACGGUAGCAGAUAUCAAGAGGGUAAACAAUCUCAUCAGCGAUCAAGACUUUUUUGCCCUUAGGUCUAUCAAAAUUCCAGUAAAAAAGUUUAGUUCGUUGACAGAAACACUUUAUCCUCCAAAAGGAAGACAGGCUUCACGACCUUCAUCUGUUCAGUACCUUCCAGAACAACAGGAAAUUUUGUCAGCUCACGAUUCUCUUUCUUCCAGUGAGUUAGCUGGUAGCUUUUUAAAAGAAGUAGACCGAGACAUAGAACAAAUAGUAAAAUGUACAGACACCAAAAGAGAGAACCUUAAUGAAGUAGUGUCUGCCUUAACAGCACAACAAAUACGUUUUGAACCUGAUAACAAAAACAUUCAACGUAAGGAUCCUUAUUAUGGAGCAGACUGGGGAAUAGGGUGGUGGACAGCUGUAGUGAUAAUGUUGAUAGUAGGUAUAAUAACACCAGUAUUUUAUUUACUAUAUUAUGAAAUUUUAGCUAAAGUGGAUGUUAGUCACCAUUCAACAGUGGAUUCUUCACAUUUGCAUUCGGAAGUCACACCCCCAUCACAGCAGAGAGAAAUGGAAAACGGAAUUGCUCCAACUAAAGGACUACCCUUUGGCCAGCAAGGUGAUUAUAAACUACAUAGUCAAGAUCCUCAGCCACCUGCUGUUCAUCACAAAACGUAGUAAUUAGCUCAUAAUUACAGUGUUAGUGAUCACAUGUGAAUCUGGAAUGUGGUGAAUCAGUUAUUCAAUAACCACUUCAAAGGCAGAAUUUAGGGAGGUUGAAGAUGCUUUUGUUUUUCACUUUUUUUUUUGAGCCACUUAAAAAUGGAUUGAGUGUAAAGUCUGCAGUUGCUAGCUGUUGAUAUUGAGAGCAGUAAAUCCAUGUGUAUGUUAUAUCAGUGCUUAAAGCAGAAAUGAAUUUAAAUGUGUGUCUAGGAAGUUCUUCAAAAAUGCAUCAUUUUUCUUAUUCAAGAUUGGUUAUAUUUAAAUUUUAAGUAUUUUUUGGCUCAAGGUUAUUAAUGAUAAUUUAUUAAGCAGAAUAAUGAUAGCGUCAGAUAUCUCAACUGAAGAAAAUUUACUACUUCUGAACCAUCAGAAUAUUUAGUUGCAAAAAAGUUGUUUGGUUCUGAAAUUAUUUAUGAUAUCACAUACUUAAAACUCCAUUUUGAAACUUUUAAAAAAAUAUGUGUAGCACAUACGCUAUGGAAACAUAAGUAGAAACAGAAAUGGGAAAGUAAUGUACAGUGUCUAUAAUAGAGGCUAAGAAAUAGGUAUUAUUGUUAAGCCCCCAAAAUAAUGUGUUAUGGUUGGGAAGUUGCCAUAUGGUCACUAGAACACUGGAUUAGGUCAAGACUAAAAGUCAUCUUUGUUAAAGAAUUGCUGCCUCUGUUUCUGUUUUUUACAUGAUUAUAUUUGCCUGUGUUAUUUGAAAGCACGUUUGCAAAUCUUUGAUGAAAAGUGUUUUACAUGUAAAGAUUAGCAUUAUUUAGGAAAUAAUUCCUUACAUACUGUGAUAAGUUGUUGCUAUGUUACAUAUAGUAACAUGCCUUAAUGACAAUGCCUUAUAAUAUUACUUUAUGUAAGCUAGUAUAAUUUUUAGAGUUAAAAUUAAGCAUUAUUUCAGAUGGUCCAGUGGGAUUCAUAACAUAGGCUGUAUAAAUUCGUCCCCAUCUUCACUAUCAAGCACAACUUAAUGGGGUCAAAACAAAUUUUCAUUGGCUGCCUGAGUUCUGUUUGCAGAAAAUCGUUCAUUAAGCAAAAGCAAGCGUAAAAAAGACCUUUUGCAUUAGCAAUAACAGAUGGCCUUAUUUAUUGAUCCCUUAACAUCUAUUUUUCAGAGAGAAUGUCUAACUUAGACAUUUUUUUCCCUGAACCGUAAGCUCAAAUUGGGGAACAGAGGCCAAAGGUUUGUGGAUUGGCUGAAAAGGCUUGAUUGUCCACCUUUUUAAGAUCUAUGGAUCACAGUCUGGCUAAAUACAAAGCAUUUGCAUACUGAUUUCAUCAUUUAAUUUUUAAAUGUGUUUUUAAAAUGUAACUAAACUGAUUAGAAGCAAGAUUUGGUGGAGUCUGGAUUGCCUGUUUUGUGUUUAAUAAAGUAUGUAGUUUAAGAUAUAUAAUACCACCUCAUUUUCUGGGCAUUAUUUCCUAAUUUUUAAUAUUUCAGCUUUUUGACCAGUCAUUUUCUAUUUCAAACUCCAAUCUUGAUACAAAGUGGGGUGAAUAAAUAUAUGUGGUAAAUGAGGUUUUAUGUAUUUUCAGGAGCUAAGUAUCAUAAAAAAACAGGACAAAGAAGUGACACAUUAAAGCCCUUGCAUAUAUUAGAGGACCUUAGUUACCAAAAAGUGUUAAUAUGGAAGUUACAGCAAGUUGAUUUUUUUAGUAACUCUUUUAAAGUUUAAAACAUUGUUUUAAUGUGCCUUGGGCAUCUUGAAAAGAGGAGUAUGAUGUUUCUAAUUUAUGCUCAGUGUUAACUUGGUCAGUUUACAUUGUAUUUAUUAAGCCUGCUGAAAAAUCAAGUUUUAGAGAAGAAAAUAGAUGAUUGUAGGAUGGGCUCUAAAUGUCUUUUGAAGAACUUUGUUUACAUCAAAUUGAUGAAAUUACGGAGAGUCAGUGAUGCCUUUUUGCUAGUGGUACUUUGAAAUUGUGAUAUAGAUGUCUGAUUUCCAAAAUAAGUAACUUAUUUUUAAAAGUAGUGAGGCAUACUGUGACUUGAUUAAAAGCCAUUUCUGUCUUGUACGGCGUCCUGUUCCUUGAAUGAAAGAUAACAUGUCAUUAUGAUACAGUUUCCUUUUUCUAUAUAUUUGAAUUACAUAUUUUUAAUUGAAUAUAAUUUAAAUUACGUAUAAUUCUCUAUGUCGAAUUAUAGAUUCUAAUCACUAUGUCAUCUGUAAAAGACAAAAUUUCCUAAGCAUUUAAUAGUUAUGGAAUAACUUUAGCUAUUAAAAAGUACUAAUACACAUCAAAAUUUGCAGCAAAUGCAGAUUACUUUGUAAAAUUUAACAAAAUAAGAAAAGUUAUAUUUGUGGAUUUUGUUUUGAAACCCUUAUUUGAACUUACUGUGAGGCUUUACAUUAGAAGAUACAUAUAUAUUAUGUAUACAUAUAUAUAUAUAUAUGCGCAAAUGUAAAAGUAACAGAACUGUGAAUCAUUGCAUUUGGUUCACUUAAAAACCUGGAGUUGCAAAUGAAGAAAAAUCUGUUAUUUUUAGGGCAGAUUCUUUUUUUAAAAAAAAUCUGGGUACAAAUGGUUAAGGUUGUUUUGAACUAAUGGAUGCCAUUAAAUAUGUUUUUGCCGUCCUACUUGUAGAAAAUUAUGGGAUUCAUGUCCUCAAAACAUAUAUUAAGAUGGAUUAUAGAGUCUGCUGGCCACAUUAAGAAUUUGAAAGAAGACUGUAAUAUUAAAUUAACUUCUCCAGAGGACUUACUGUUUUUGAAAGCUUUUCUUUUUCUGGACUGUACUUGCUUGUUUGAUGGCCUGAAGAGUUCUUUAAAUGAACCACUACUUAGUAAUUAGUUCUUUUUAAAGGUAUCUACUUCUAAAAUUACCCACUUGGGAAUAUGAAGGAUACAGUUAGAGUUUUAGAAAUAUCAUGAAGCAAGACUCAAGUCAGAGUGUAACAGGGUAAAGGGGGAGUUUUUAGAAGCUUGUAUUUAAAAUGGUGCAUUAUGAUGGGAAUCAUUCUUACUUUGAAUUACAAGAAUGUUGCUCAGGAAAUCAGUAUUUUUCUUCCAAGUAUGUGCAUAUUGCACUGUUAGAUCAUAGAAAUAUCUGAAUGCUUUAUUUAAUUUUUAUGUAUGCAAAUACUAUAAAUCUUUUGUAUAAUGUAUUUUAUACAAAUACAAAAUGGAAUUGUAGAACAUUAUGUUAGCAUGUACAUCUGUAAAACUGGUUUUUAAAACUUUUUGCCCCUUAUAUUUCUUAUCUUAAAAGAUCUGUAAAAUGUAAUAAAGUUUCUAUUUUAUUAUUCAA
Equus quagga is the source of this 4374-nucleotide messenger RNA. RefSeq names its product LysM domain containing 3 (gene LYSMD3). The coding region runs from base 166 to 1086 and encodes 306 amino acids. The transcript has 3 exons. The record is from RefSeq and is a predicted model, not a curated record. Gene Ontology annotation, biological process: Golgi organization. Lineage: Eukaryota; Metazoa; Chordata; Mammalia; Perissodactyla; Equidae. Gene Ontology annotation, cellular component: Golgi apparatus.